CCGACUGUGCGACUUUCUUCUCUGCUCGAAGAAAGCCUAGCAAAAAAAUUCACUUUACCAGCCGGCAGCCGACUCUGACUGAUUUAGAUCUACACCCUCACUCCGUUCGUCGCCGACGCCGUUGCUCGCCGCAUCUGUGAGACUCCAUCGCCAUCGCCAUCGCCAUCGCCAUCGCCAUCGCCUUAACAAGUCCCAAGUCCCAAGUCCCAAAUCGAAGCUGCUCUCUGCCUCUCCGGCCUCCGCCAGUCCGCCGCGCUGUACGUCUCCUGUCGGCUGUGUCCUGCCGUGCUGGUUCAUCGCUGCCGAGUGUCGAAGACGAAGCACCAAGAUCUCACUGGUUCAUCGCUGGUUCAUCACUGCUCAUCUCUGGAGCACUUAGGCUGUAGGGUUUAUCGCAUUUGGGGAGAAUCGUCCCUUCAAUCAAAAUCAUGGAGGAGUGGGAUCAGACGACGAAAUCAACGCUAACCCAGAUCCCAUUACUGACCACAAAAGCGGGUCCACGCGACGGGGCGGCGUGGACGCAGCGGCUGAAGGAGGAGUACAAGGCGUUGAUAGCUUAUACCUCGAUGAAUAAGUCCAAUGAUAACGAUUGGUUUCGGAUCUCCGCUGCCAACCCGGAAGGGACCCGGUGGACCGGCAAGUGUUGGUACGUUCACAACCUCCUCAAGUAUGAAUUCGACCUCCAGUUCGAUAUCCCGGUAACUUAUCCAGCUACAGCUCCCGAACUUGAGCUGCCUCAAUUGGAUGGCAAAACUCACAAGAUGUAUAGAGGUGGGAAGAUUUGCUUGACAGUGCAUUUCAAACCGCUAUGGGCAAAGAAUUGUCCUAGGUUCGGAAUAGCUCAUGCACUGUGUUUGGGCCUUGCACCAUGGCUUGCAGCAGAGAUUCCUAUACUUGUGGAUUCCAGCAUGAUUAAACACAAAGAUGAUGCAGCCUCUUCCAGUGAGGUUUAAUUACUUAAAAUUGUAUCCUAGAUGAGAUAGACUCGCUAUACAAGUUUUGGAGCUCUCAGCUUGGCCUAAUAAAAUAAAUGCCAAGCUGUAUUGAGAUUGUUGAUGAGGAGUCCUUGGAGAUGUACAAGUCAAUCAUAUAUGCUAACAGACUGGUUUCAGAGGCUUCA
Messenger RNA from Coffea arabica (coffee), 1120 nucleotides. RefSeq names its product ubiquitin-fold modifier-conjugating enzyme 1-like. Gene Ontology annotation, cellular component: cytoplasm. NCBI's taxonomy places the organism in Eukaryota, Viridiplantae, Streptophyta, Magnoliopsida, Gentianales, Rubiaceae. Gene Ontology annotation, biological process: protein K69-linked ufmylation. Gene Ontology annotation, molecular function: UFM1 conjugating enzyme activity. The record is from RefSeq and is a predicted model, not a curated record.